Messenger RNA from Rana temporaria (common frog), 1539 nucleotides. Its product is annotated as alpha-2-macroglobulin-like protein 1. Lineage: Eukaryota; Metazoa; Chordata; Amphibia; Anura; Ranidae. The transcript is spliced from 13 exons. The record is from RefSeq and is a predicted model, not a curated record. Bases 1 to 1539 code for a protein of 512 amino acids. Gene Ontology annotation, molecular function: endopeptidase inhibitor activity.
AUGGGAAAGUCAAUGAGGGUGAAGGUGCCUGGUCUGCUGGAGCACUACCUACCUGCUCUGUGCCUCUUCUACCUAUCUGCACUCCUCGGACUGUCAUCCACACAGUCAUCAAUUAACUACAUGGUCUUUCUCCCGGCCCAAUUGCACUACCCAUCCAUAGAAACGGCUUGCCUCGUGCUGGAUGGUGCUGUUGGCCAUCCCAGAAUAGAUAUAACUGUGACCUUGGAGACUUUAGGAGAAACUGUCGUUAUUUAUCCUAAAGAUGGGUGUUCCCAACUGCCCAUUUCUUGCUGCAAGUUCAAGGUUCCACCUCCCAGCAAGGGCAUCGCCGAAGUGGCAACAGUGAAAAUUGUGGCGAAGGGAGACCUCUCUUUUACGGAAACAAAACAAGUCUUCAUCCAGGGGAUAGCAGAUGGAAUUGUGGUCCAAACAGACAAACCUCAAUACAAGCCUAGCGACAUGGUUGGCUUUCGCAUUGUGACGUUAGAUGAGAACUUUUUGUGCAAAAAGCCGAUGUAUUCCAUAGUGGAGCUGAUGGAUCCCCAAAAAAUCCGAAUCGCUCAAUGGCUCAAAGUCUCCACCAGAAUGUGCAUCGCAGAACUGAGCUUCAACCUGACAUCUGACCCUAUUUUGGGCACCUACACCAUCCUUGUGGAGAAUACCCCAGUACAGACCUUCAUUGUUCAAGAGAAGGUUCUUCCCCGCUUUGAUUGUACGAUAGAAGCUCCUUCCAAAAUAUAUAUUUCAGAUGCCAAUUUUCCAGUUAAAGUGUGCGCCAGAUUUACUUAUGGGAAAGGAGUCAUCGGAAGUGUCAGUGUAAAACUUUGUCAUAUGAGUUACCCCGACAACAUCUGUAUCUCAGUGGGUGGACAGACAGACAUCACCGGCUGCUUCACUACCACGGUCAACACCAACGCUGUGACAGAGUAUUAUUAUGGUAGCGGUUACACUAUUACAAUGGAUGCAGUCUUUACAGAGCAAGACACAGGUACCCAGGCUGCUGCCCAUAAGGAUGUCCCCGUUGCAUUGUUUUCAGAGACUAUCACAUUCAAAGAGAUUGGCACAUAUUAUAGGACAGGAUAUCCCUUCUUGGUGACGCUGGCAGUUACGGACCGGAAUGGCUCGCCAGUGCCAGCUAGAACAAUCGAACUGGACGUCAAUUACGGAAGUGACGUAUUAAUUGGAACCACAGACCAAAAAGGAGAAGUGACAUUCAACCUGAAAACAUCAUCAUGGACUAACCAAGUCUCUAUAAGGCCGUUUUUAAAGGGAAAGAAUGGCAGGGUGACGAACAAUGACUAUCGAACCGUUUCUCCCAUUUAUACCAGAGCCAAGUCCUUCUUGCGGCUGCAGCCAAUCAAUGACGUUAUCAAAUGUGGCAAGAAAGAAGUGGUCCUGGCUCAGUACAUUAUAAACCCAGAGGACCUGGAAAGGGGCACCAAAAGCGUGAACUUCUAUUAUAUAGUUGUUGGCAAAGAUGGGAUUAUGGUAAACGGAACUGAAAUAAUCAAACUGAAAGACAAUGUCAGUAAGUACUGA